GAUUGACCUAUAAAAGCUUGUGCAAUGUAGAUUUUACCAUGCAUUGUAAUUUAUAGCUAUGACAUUACAGAAAACAUCCACUCUUACAUAGAUGUUACCAAAUGUAUUACUAUAGUACAUAUUUUAUUGUUGGUGUGAAAACGGACAUGCUAGCUUGACAAAAACACAGGGCCAGAAAAAGCUUUACUUGCAUUUGUUUUUUAAACGUUAUUCUGCGUCGUCAUUGACUCACAUGAAUAUAUUUGAUCACCAUUUGUUACAUUCUCUGCCCUUAUUUAUAUGAAAAACACUUGGAAGUUUGCAACCAAUAUUAUGCACUUCUAUUCUUUUUUUCAUAAACUGUGCAAGUGACCUUCCUUGCCCAGCCCACACUAAAAACGCACAAGUCUCAGCACUAAACAAAGAGUUCCCUUUUUUUAGUAGACAUCCAAUAACAGCACGUGUUACUUUCUGGGUUGAUAGCAGAAGUAGUGUUGAAUAUAGGCAGGCUGACAUCAAUGCAAUGCAUGCUGAAAGAAGAUGAGGACAUAGCAAGAGUUUUGUGGUUGUGAGGGACUGUGUGACAUCACUGCCCAAGUUCCUGUGCGUGUCUAUGGGAGUAGACAAUGAAGUUCUUCUUGAGUACCAUAUCACAUGCGCAGCCACAGUUUUUCAGCUGUCCGGGUCUCGUCUUUGUUUUUCUGAUUUGGCUAAGCUGGUGUUCUUCUACUCUUUGACCAGAGACGUGUUGGCUCUCUGUCUAAGGAUUCCUUGCUGGAUGGACAAUGUGACUGAGCGCACCAAAGAUCAUCUUUCUCAGCUUGAACCCGAAGCCUGGCUCAGCAGCACGCCGCCUGACCAGAUUUCUGAUGAAAUAACGCACAUGGAGCCGACCACUGUCAUGUGCGCCAUACAGCUGACCUCAACCAAUGGGGCAUUGUGUGUCAUCAAUCCACUCUAUCUUCAUGAACAUGGUGAUGACUGGCUUUCAUAUCAGGCAACUGGUCUGCAGACAUCAAAUUACAGACAAGAACGACGCCUCAGUUCCACUCGAACAUGGGCUGGAGCGAGCCUGAUGAGCAAACGAACCGUUUCCUUGGACCAGGAAUCUUUAGUUGCCACUACUGAGGGCUCAGGAUUAAUCCGAGCCAAAUCAGAAGAGUCCCCGCCAUCAGUGUCUGUCCAAGAAGGGGUAGUCCUCAGGCAUUCCAGCAACAACUCCACAUCGAGCGUUUCCAAGAGAGCCAGCACAGGGAGCUUACCUCUUUCCCCAGAGCUGCUGAACCGUGGCAGCCAUGGGCCUCACACCCCGCACAGGGUGUCCUGGAUCGAGGAUGGACUGUGGCCACCUCCAGCCCAAAGGCCCUCUUCCUUUCUUCAGGCUCCAUCGCCUGAGCUCGACUCGCUGUCCAUUAGCAGCAUCGAAGAAGAGCAAGAAGAGCAGUCGCCAAGCCCGGCGGCGCACCAGCCGUCGGCACAGCGGCUGGCCGACAAAGUCAUACAUCGCUUCUCAGCAGUGGGCCAGGCUCUCGGCAGCCUGGUGUGUCAGAAGAAGAGGUUGACCAACCGCGUGUUGGAUCUUAGCGAGAAGAAACGUGGCUCAUUUGCAGAUGCUGCGAGAGAAUUUGUGGAGGUGACGCUGCAGAGAGGGACUGACCCUGGGGGCUUAAUGGGGUCAGAGUUCUUACAGGAAUUGAGGUCAUCGCUUACUUCGCUGAGGGAGACUCUCUUGGACUACCCUGAUAUCCAGGCACUGCUGGACAGUAUGACCGACUUUAGUGACUCAGAGAUAGACUCCCUGGUAGAGAUGUCAGUUCAUAAGGUGGCCCUUAAACCCGUGUCAGCUCACAUCUACUCUUGCAUUUCCAUUUGGCGCACCAAUGAUGGCAGUCUACAACGACUACAGAACAAACAGCGUGCUUUGGUCGACAACGGCGUGGAGGCGCUCGGGGGCGCAGCUGGAGUCGGUGUUCCUGACUCAGUCACCCUUGAGCGGAUCCAGCAACGGUGGUUGAGUAUGCACGAGGCCUAUUCCCCAAACAAAAAAGUCCGGAUCUUGCUGAAAAUCUGCAAGAGUAUCUACCACAGCAUGAGUAGCAAUGCCAGCUCAGAUGUGGUGUUUGGAGCUGAUGAUUUCCUGCCUUGCUUGACGUGGGUGCUUUUGCGUAGUGAGCUGGUCAAUUUGCAAAUAGACACCGACUACAUGAUGGAGCUACUGGACCCCACACAGCUUCAGGGAGAAGGUGGUUACUACCUCACAACCUUGUACGCCGCUCUCUACUACAUCAGCAGCUUUCAGCCACGCUUGGCCGCCCGUCAGCUUAGUGUGGAAGCCCAACACUCUCUCAGCCAAUGGCAUCGCAGGCGCACCCUUCACAGCAACCAAUCCCGUCACAGUUUGCGACGACAGACCAUCCGCAGACAGACGAGUCCUAAGAAGUCAGUGCAGGCUGGGGAGACCGAGAGCGGGGAUGUACACGAAAGUGGCAAAGAUGAGCCACAGCAGGAAACAGAAAGCAGUGCAGAGGUUGAAGGUCGAGAGGAUGGAGACCAGGACACUGAAUGAAGCUUGUGCUUUAGAACAAAAACAAAGGACAUAGGAUUGAACAUAAUCUGCGUGAUGUUUGCAAAACUUGCUUAACCACAUAAAAGGCAAACUGUG
Messenger RNA from Syngnathus typhle (broad-nosed pipefish), 2641 nucleotides. RefSeq names its product Ras and Rab interactor-like (gene rinl). The transcript is spliced from 10 exons. Gene Ontology annotation, biological process: vesicle-mediated transport. Gene Ontology annotation, molecular function: small GTPase binding; guanyl-nucleotide exchange factor activity. NCBI's taxonomy places the organism in Eukaryota, Metazoa, Chordata, Actinopteri, Syngnathiformes, Syngnathidae. The record is from RefSeq and is a predicted model, not a curated record. Gene Ontology annotation, cellular component: endocytic vesicle; cytosol. Bases 593 to 2545 code for a protein of 650 amino acids.